Messenger RNA from Passer domesticus (house sparrow), 8309 nucleotides. It is a transcript of the gene ZMYND8, whose product is annotated as zinc finger MYND-type containing 8. Gene Ontology annotation, cellular component: nucleus; cytoplasm. The transcript has 21 exons. Gene Ontology annotation, biological process: regulation of DNA-templated transcription. Bases 421 to 3957 code for a protein of 1178 amino acids. Gene Ontology annotation, molecular function: transcription corepressor activity; protein binding. Lineage: Eukaryota; Metazoa; Chordata; Aves; Passeriformes; Passeridae. The record is from RefSeq and is a predicted model, not a curated record.
GCUGCUCAGUAAAACGCAGCAGUGCAUCUGUUUACAAAUCUGAUGCUUUAUGGAAAAUGUUUUUGAACUGUUAGCUUUCUUGUUUUGCAUAGUUCAAAUAAACUAAUGCAACUUUUAUCUGUGCCUUUUUGUUUUACAUUGUAUCAGCCACAGUUCUGUGUUGUGGAGUCCAGAAGAUAUAAAAUCAUGUGUGGUUCAUGACAGUAGUACAUGUUGUUCGUUCUUGGGUCUUUUUUUUUUCCCUUUUAUUUUUUUUAACUUUUGGUUAAAUGCUACGUAAGUAUUUCAAGAAAUUCCUUUUUGAUCAAUUCCCAAAUCUGCCAGCCUGUUGUAUCUCCUUAACUGGAAAAAUGAGAUGGGUGCUUGAACAGUUGCUUGGCUGAAGAGGAAAUAAAGGCAGAGCAGGAGGUGGUGGAGGGGAUGGACAUCUCCACUCGAUCCAAAGAUCCUGGCUCUGCUGAACGUGCAGCACAAAAACGGAAAUUUCCCAGCCCUCCACAUUCCUCCAACGGCCACUCACCUCAAGAUGCCUCCACAAGUCCUAUAAAAAAGAAAAAGAAGCCUGGUCUAUUGAACAGUAAUAAUAAAGAGCAGUCAGAACUAAGACAUGGUCCGUUUUACUAUAUGAAGCAGCCACUCACCACAGACCCUGUUGAUGUUGUACCACAGGAUGGACGGAAUGAUUUCUAUUGCUGGGUUUGUCAUCGGGAAGGCCAAGUCCUCUGCUGUGAACUCUGUCCUCGGGUUUAUCAUGCUAAGUGUCUGAAACUGACAGCCGAACCAGAGGGGGAUUGGUUUUGCCCAGAAUGUGAGAAAAUCACAGUUGCAGAAUGCAUAGAAACACAGAGUAAAGCAAUGACAAUGCUCACCAUCGAACAGCUAUCAUAUCUACUGAAGUUUGCACUACAGAAAAUGAAACAGCCAGGGACAGAGCCAUUUCAAAAGCCAGUUUCACUGGAUCAACACCCAGAUUAUGCAGAAUAUAUCUUUCAUCCAAUGGACCUUUGUACAUUAGAGAAGAAUGUUAAAAAGAAAAUGUACGGUUGCACUGAAGCAUUUUUGGCAGAUGCCAAAUGGAUUUUGCACAACUGCAUUAUUUACAAUGGGGGAAAUCACAAAUUGACACAAACAGCAAAAGUCAUCAUCAAAAUCUGUGAGCAUGAGAUGAAUGAAAUUGAAGUGUGUCCGGAAUGUUAUUUAGCUGCUUGCCAAAAACGCGAGAAUUGGUUUUGUGAGCCUUGUAGCAAUCCCCACCCUUUGGUCUGGGCUAAACUCAAAGGCUUUCCAUUCUGGCCUGCUAAAGCACUGAGGGAUAAAGAUGGGCAAGUCGAUGCCCGUUUCUUCGGCCAACAUGACAGGGCCUGGGUUCCAAUAAAUAAUUGCUACCUCAUGUCUAAAGAAAUUCCUUUUUCUGUGAAAAAGACUAAAAGCAUCUUCAAUAGUGCAAUGCAAGAAAUGGAGGUUUAUGUUGAUAACAUUCGUAGAAAAUUUGGAGUAUUUAAUUAUGCACCUUUCCGGACACCAUAUACUCCCAACAAUCAAUACCAAAUGUUGUUAGACCCUGCAAACCCAGCUGCUGGAACUGCAAAGACAGACAAACAAGAGAAAAUCAAACUGAAUUUUGAUAUGACAGCGUCACCCAAGAUUCUGAUGAGCAAGUCCAUGCUGGGCAGCAGCGGAGGCCGCAGGAUUUCACUGACAGAUAUGCCACGGUCACCAAUGAGUACAAACUCAUCAGUUCACACUGGCUCUGAUGUUGAACAGGAUGCAGAGAAAAAAGCAACUUCCAGUCAUUUUAGUGCCAGUGAGGAAUCCAUGGACUUCAUUGAGAAAAAUACAGCUUCUCCAGCACCAACAAGAACAGGUCAAGCAGGGAGCUUGUCAGGCAGCCCCAAACCUUUCUCCCCGCAAGCAUCAACGCCAAUUGCUGCUAAGCAAGAAAGAACUUCCACGCCAGGAAGCAUUCUGAAUCUUAACCUUGAUCGCAGCAAGGCCGAGAUGGACCUGAAGGAGCUGAGCGAGUCGGUGCAGCAGCAGAGCACCCCCGUGCAGCUCAUCUCCCCCAAGCGCCAGAUCCGCAGCCGCUUCCAGCUCAACCUCGACAAGACCAUCGAGAGCUGUAAAGCACAGCUGGGAAUAAAUGAAAUAUCUGAAGCUGUUUAUACUGCAGUAGAACACAGUGACUCUGAAGAUUCUGAAAAAUCCGAUACCAGUGACAGUGAGUAUAGUGAUGAGGAUCAGAAAUCAAAGAAUGAUCAAGAGGAUGGGGAGGACAAGGAAGGUGCAAGAAGUGACAAAGAAUCACUGAGCUUGAAAAAAAAACCUAAACCUCCAGCACAGAAUGAAGACAAGGAGGAACUUAAAAGCACAAGUCCAGAAGUGGAGAAAACAGAAGAACCGGUCAAGGAAAAGGCUGUUUCAGACAGUGAAAAAGAAUUUUCUGAAAAGGGAAAGAGUUUACAGCAUCCUGCAAAAGAAAAGCUGAAAGGUAAAGAUGAAACAGACUCUCCAACUGUGCAUCUAGGACUGGACUCUGAUUCUGAGAGUGAACUUGUCAUCGAUCUGGGAGAUGAUCAUUGUGCUCGUGAAGGAAGGAAAAACAAGAAAGAAUCUAAAGAAUCUUCUCCUAAACAAGAUGUUGUAGGUAAAACUCCACCUUCCUCCAGUGCAAGCACCCAGCCUCUACCAGAAACUCCAGUGCUCACCCGCUCUGCAUCACAGACCCCCCCAGCUGGUGUGACAGCAACCACCAGUGCUGCUUCUACUGUCAGUGCUCCCUCUGCUGCCACAGGGAGCCCUGUCAAAAAGCAGAGGCCUCUGCUGCCCAAGGAAACCGCCCCUGCUGUGCAGAGGGUGGUGUGGAAUUCUUCAAAUAAAUUCCAGACGUCAUCUCAGAAGUGGCACAUGCAGAAGGUACAGAGGCAGCAGCAGCAGCAGAGCCAGCAGUCUCAGUCACAGCAGCCUCAGUCCUCUCAGGGGACAAGAUACCAGACAAGACAAGCAGUUAAAGCUGUGCAGCAAAAAGAGAUCACCCAGAGCACUUCCACGUCCACUAUAACCUUGGUCACAAGCACUCAGCCUAUUUCCAUGGUUACCAGCUCUGGAUCUGCAAGCACACUUUCUUCUUCACUCAGCACAGACUUGCCAAUUGCAACAGCUUCAGCUGAUGUGGCUGCAGAUAUUGCUAAAUACACCAGCAAAAUGAUGGAUGCCAUCAAAGGAACAAUGACUGAAAUAUAUAAUGAUCUUUCAAAAAAUACUACUGGAAGUACAAUAGCUGAGAUUCGGCGUUUGAGGAUUGAGAUAGAAAAACUUCAAUGGUUACAUCAACAGGAACUUUCAGAAAUGAAACAUAAUCUAGAACUGACAAUGGCUGAAAUGCGUCAGAGCCUGGAGCAGGAACGAGAUCGUUUGAUUGCUGAGGUGAAGAAGCAGCUGGAACUGGAAAAGCAACAAGCAGUGGAUGAGACCAAGAAGAAGCAAUGGUGUGCCAACUGCAAGAAAGAGGCCAUCUUUUACUGCUGUUGGAAUACCAGCUACUGUGACUACCCCUGCCAACAAGCUCACUGGCCUGAGCAUAUGAAAUCUUGCACACAGUCAGCUACUGCAACACAGCAGGAAACAGAUACUGAAAUUAGCACAGAAACACUAAAUAAAUCCUCCCAGCCCAGUUCAAGCGUGCAGUCUACACCCACAGAAACAACCAGCACUCCUAAGGAAAAGGAAGGUUCAGCUGAUAAAAGCAAAGAGAGUGUUACAAUAGCAACAGGUGUGACAAGCACCCAGCCUAUAAAACUGGUCCAGGUACCGCAGACCACCACCUAUAUUCCAACCACUCAACCCACAAUUGUAAGUACAGCAUCAUCAUUUAAAGUCUGCAGCAAUGCUGUUCCUGGCAUUAAAAUUGCUCAGUAUCUCUGGGGGGUUGUCUCCGUCUGCUGUUGUAUCAAGAGAUGAAUUCACUGGUAUAGUCUCAACUUGCAGUGCAAAAUGCUUUAUUUUGCUGUGCAACAUUGCACCCUUUCAUUCCAUUUGUGAUUGCAAGGAUUGAGAAAUCUUUAAGUCUGGCAAAGGCACUGAGGACAGGCAGAGGCCAUUUCACAUUAUUGGUCUGUUUCAUGUAUAUACUUGACCACAACAUCAAUGUAAAUAUAUAGAAUUCAUUUAAAAUAUCUUUUAAAUAUCAUUUUGUCUAUGGUAUCCUAAAGAGAUUUAGAGAUUUAAUUAUUUCUGAGCUAUGCUUGAUAUUCUUGUGACAUCUCAGUACCUGUGAAAAAGAAUAUGCAUUUGUCAGCAGUGUCUCUCCCAUGCAGUCUUGCACAUUAGCAUUUCGAAACAAGAAAUCGCAUUGGAAUCAGACCUGGGUUUUUUCCAUCAAAGGCUUAACCAAGGACAUCCGAAUUCCCUAGUGUCAGUCACAGUAGAUGGGACAAAAGUGAGUUGGAUUUCUGUAUUUUGUACACCAUAAUUAGUCCGUUGUUUCAGCUGGUUGUGCUCUGCAGUGCUCAUUUCAGACCAGGUGCCCUGGUCACCGCACGUGCUGUGUCUCUGUGCUGGGUUCAGCAGGGAAGCCCGUGUGUGGGUAGCUUCAUAUCUGACCUAAACUACACUGUUAUAAACUAUCUGAUUUAGCAGUGUACCUUACCCACAGUGUGACUGUGAGGCCUGAUGUGCUGUAGACGUUCCUCUGCCUCUCUCUUUCCCUGUGCACACCCCCAGCUGCAGGACACACGUGUGUGUGUUGGUGGAUACAUGCUCAUGCACAAACAGUGCUUUACAGCCAUCAGGUUCCACACAAACACAGCUCUUGGUGGGGAUGGAGACUUCCCAAAUUCCUCACAGCAUUUCAGUUCCACUUGGUCUCAGCUGAGAACGCUGUGCACCUUUGCAGCAUUGGCUCUGAGUUGCUUGGACUGAACUACCAUUAACAGUAAGGUUUUGUAUGUGUUUUAAAAUCCAAUAGCAGACUUCUAAGACAUCAGGCUUCUUUUGUGAAUAGCUGCGAGGUUGUAAGAUCCUACGGUGGUUUUGUGUAAUAUUCAGAAAAAUGGCAGUUACCCUCAUGUGUUUUCUGUAACACAAAGUGUAUUGAGUUAUGUAAAGCAGAAUUGGAAAGUGUGAAAGGUUUCCAACUUUAUUUGUGCAUGUUUAUAACUUUGUACACAUUUGCAUUAGUCUUGCACAGCUACAGACACCUCUGUAUUCUAAUGACUGCACGUACAAUUUAAAUAAUUUUAAACCUUAGUGCAUGUUUAAUAUGUAUGCAAAAUGUACAUAUGUGUAAAACUGGCAGAGGUGGAAAAUUUACCUCUCAGGGAAUGAUCUUAACACAUUUAAGGAGUCUCGCACAUUCCAUAUUCCGAUCGCGCUGAGAACUGAAACUUAAUUAAUUAAUUCCAUGUGUGUAAGUGUGUAUAUUUAAAAGGCAACUGUGGCAACCUUAAUUUCCCCACCUCUAGUACUGACAGUGACUUACAUAAUGGCUUCUUUAGAAUUCAGUUUGCACUUUGUGUCCAACUAGGAACAACUUUCAUUGUAUCUUCUGGGUACCAUUUCCACUGAACUUUGUGAACACAUCUGAAAUCAUUACAAAAUGGCAGUAAUUUUGAAUUUAUUUAGCAAAUUGGUCCCAUGUUUGUUUUUUAUUCUUCCUGCAGUUAAAAUAAUGUAAAAAUAUGAACCCAUCUUCUUUGCAUUCCAGGGAAUGGAAUGAGUAGGCUUCUGGAAGGCACAGACUCAGUCACAAAGGAGCUGUAAUCCAUCUCAGCAGGGAUACUCAGAGUCUUUGUGGAAUAUCAUUAAGACACUCAUGUGGUUUCUUGAAUCAGUGUGGGGAAACAUUGGGCUUCAGUGAACUUGUAUUUGUUCUUCCAUGUCCUCUCUGGAAUGUCACACUACCAUUGGGGGAAGAUCUGUGCAUCCCUUUCAGGUUCCUCAAAAUCUCACUCCCUGUUUCUUCCACAAGAUGUUGUGAACUGAAAUGGAUGCGUUUGUCUGAUCACCAGUUGUGCAUCACUGGAAUUGUGUCGGAACACGCUUUGCAGUUUGUAUGGUAGAGACAUUUCUAGACUUUCUCACGUUUUUGGAGGAAGGUUAAGAUACAGACUUUAGGUUCAAUAAAUCCUCUUACAGAUCUCCAGAGUGAUGUGACCUUGACCAGAUUGUUUAACAUUCUUGUGCCUUUGUCUCUGCAUCUGUAGAAUCAAUUACCACCUAUAGAGAUGUCCUGAAACUCCAUUUGUUGAGGUGUAUAAAUCAUGAUCAGUAUGAUGGAAGUGUAAAGUUUAUUCUAUAUUAAUAUUUUUACAGGGUGUGUAAGACAGUUCCCAGUAAUGCUGAUGUUUUUGCUAUUGAUUUGUGCAGAAGUUAACUUAAGUACUUUUUUUUGUUCAAAUGGAUGUUCUUUGUUCUCUUCUGUGUAGACUGAAUGCAUGGGGGAAAAGUUCCUUUUGGGGAAAAAGAUUUAAGUAAUGUGUAACGAGAAUAUACUUAUAAACAAGGGUAUUUUUGUACUCCAGUUUGAUUUGUCAGAAGUUUUUCAAAUGACAAAGGAUUUUCUUAGCCCUUUUUCCUCUUCCCACGUAUUGGUUUGCAGAAAAUACAUAACUGGAUGUAACUCUGAAACCCUCACCCUCCAAGCACAGGUAGUGUGUGCAGCCCCUAUUGCACCUCCUGUCCCUGUAAUUCUAGAGCAGUGAUGAGAACACAGAAACUCUUGGCUAUAGGGAAGUUAUGCACUACUCCUCCCCUGGAAUGAGGUAAUUCUGUGGUAAUAAAGGUAUUAGUUCUUGCACAAAAUUGGAACUUGUUCUGGAUUUCCCCUGGAAAACAAAUCUCUAUUUCUGUGGUCAUGUUUAGGUGACCUUUAACAUAACAAUCUGUUUCUCUUGGUUUUAAUCCACAGACCAUUCCUGUAGUGGUAAGUCCUUCUGCUGGGACAGUGGCAAUGAGAACUGGAGUUCAGUAUGUUCAGACCACAAUGCCAGUCCAAGUACGAAGAGUCUAACUGCUAACAAGAAGUGCAUACAAUUGUUGGAAUAAAAAAAUCUAAUAGAAAUGUGACAAAUAAACACAGUUCUUUGGAUUAACCUCAGAGGUUCAGACUUUAGCUUUGUGUAUGUGUGCAAAGCAUUAAUUACACUACAUUAAUGUAAAGCAUUAGUGCUGGCUUAGAAAAGCUAAGGACAGGUAAGAUCCAUAUUAAAUCUAUGCUUCUUUUGUAAAUAAUGUACAAUUUGUGGAUGUCAUUAGAGUACCAUCUCCUUUUUAUAUUUGUAUUGACUUUAACUUAUAAAGAGCGUUUGAAGUUGGAAAAGGAAGGUUUAAAAGAGCCUUACCACAACCUAAUGCUGAGAACUGGUCUUGGGAAACUGCAUCAAAUAAUCUGAUCCAGAAAAUCUGAACAACUUUUUGCAUUUGGAGUGAAAAAAUUUCUGCACUUUGAAACUCUUGUGGAAUUUUUCUGAACAACCAAGUGAUGAAGGAUAUCUCUUUUCAGCUAACUCUGUUAGGCAAAUUAUGGACCUGAAAUCCAUAAAAAUGUAUACUGUUUUUCACGAUGACCAGGAUGACAACAAAUAUUAACGUUGUUUACAGGUUAAAAUUACUUUAAAAUUUCAUCCAGUCUAAGAUCAGAAAAUUUGCAAAGUGUAAUAGCAGCUGGAUUGUAGCAGGAUUUCUGAUGACUGAUAUCAAAGAUUGAGGAAAGUAAAGUUUGUUGCUAUGCUUCACAGUUUUCUUAUUUUUUAAAAAUUCUCCCAAAGGACUUUGAAGAACUAGGUGUGGAGAAAAACAUGCAUUGGGAAACAUGGGCAAAGGACUUUUGAUGCUGGGCCAGAGCAUGUAUUAUUUAUAUGAUGGAAUUUAUGUUUUUCUGUAAGCAUGAAGCAGUGCAGUAUGAGAGGAAGUACCCCCUGGAGAUGCUGUCUGUUACACUGAGGCUGUAGUCCCAUUUUGUAUGUUGUGUAAAACGAAAGCAUUGAACAAAGCAAAGGUGAUGUAUGUAUAUGAGAAAAUUAACUGUAUGAUAUCAUUCCAGUACAUUCUGUUGUACAUUUUAGUCAUGUUGAUUUCUCCCAUUGUUUAUAUAAGAAUGCGGUUUGUACAGUCUCCAGCUAGUACCCAGAUUAGAGGGAAAAAAGUAUUAGAAUAAAAAAAAGUGAGAACAGAAUAUUCAUUAAUUGCAGUUGUGUCAAAACUAGCCUAGCUGGCCUUAUUUGUGAAGCAUAAUUGCUUUUAGCAUAUGGAAGUAUUUUUUCACAUUUUCUUUGUAUAAAAUUUGUAUUAAACUUAAAUAUCUUUUUUGACAA